Messenger RNA from Opisthocomus hoazin, 843 nucleotides. Lineage: Eukaryota; Metazoa; Chordata; Aves; Opisthocomiformes; Opisthocomidae. The record is from RefSeq and is a predicted model, not a curated record.
AUGAAGUGGAGGCAGCUUUUCUGUUUUGCGUUCUGUGUGGUGGAGCUGUCUGCUGUGGCCGAGUCCCUGGCAGCCAGCCCCACCUCCCUGGGGCUCAGCAGUGAGCAGUCGAGCCCCCAGCCCAGCCAAGCCCCCACGCAGCUGCUGAGCACCACCUCGGAGCCGGAGCCGGACCACACGAGCGGAGGGCUCUCCACAGCCAAGCACCCAACAACACAACCCAGCACGACGGCAGAAGCCCCAGGGUCCAUGCCAGCUCUGACGAGCUCUCCUGCCACCUCGGGGCAUCCUCCCGUCUCAGAUACCACCACAGCACUGCCCACAGUCAGGGAGAGCCUGAAGCCCAUCACAUGCCACAAUGUCAAAGAAGUGAGCGACACCGGAGCCAUCUGCUUGCAGCUCAACGAGUCCAACACUUGCAAACAUUUUUUGGAGAGGAAGGGGUCGGACUUGUGGAGUGCAAUAUGUGAAGACAACGCCCACCGCGUUCCCUCCCCCUGCCAGAUUAAACUCGCUAAAUCCGAGGUGGACCGUGACUGCAUGCUCCUCAUCCUCGUCGGUGAGAGAGAUCCUGCUGCAGAUAUGCUCCAGGAGUCUCACUGGGAAAAGUUUGGAAUAAAAUCCCUUAAGCGGGGGAGUGUGAGGAACCACCAGGACUUUUCUCAGAAGACCUUGAUCGCCUUGGUCACGUCUGGACUCUUGCUGGCGUUCCUGGGCUUGGCUGGCUCUUUCCUGAUGCGGCGGGCUGAAGACCCAUAUUACACGGAGAAUGGUAGCCAGGGAAACACGAUGUUGAUGAUGCCUUCCCAAGAGCAACCCGAGCUGCAGGGGAAGCCAAACCUC